Messenger RNA from Acanthamoeba castellanii str. Neff, 789 nucleotides. RefSeq lists its product as uncharacterized. The record is from RefSeq and is a predicted model, not a curated record. Lineage: Eukaryota; Discosea; Longamoebia; Acanthamoebidae. The transcript has 3 exons. The coding region runs from base 1 to 789 and encodes 262 amino acids.
AUGCCACAACUGCGCGCACACCAGGAGUUCAUCCCCGUUUGCGAAUGGGCGCACCUGCACAAGGCGGAGCUGCGUGAGGCGCAGCCGUGGCACGCCGAGCAUCCGUACUACAACCACUGGUGCCAGGCCCACACGCGAUUCGAGACUCUCCGCUGGGGCACCGACAGGCACGGCCCGCGGGCGCUCAUGGACUGGGUCUCGCCCCGUCAGCUCCGCGCCGAAUACGAGGCAUCGUCGUCAUCGUCGUCUUCUUCAUCAUCACCAUCACCAUCACCAUCACCAUCACCAUCACCAUCACCAUCACCAUCACCAUCACCAUCACCAUCACCAUCACCAUCACCAUCACCAUCACCAUCAUCAUCGUCACCAACAUCACCACCAUCAUCAUCAGCACCAUCAUCAUCAACACAAGAAGAAGAUGAUGAGGGUCCACCGCCGGUGUCGCUGGCGGGGCGGGCGUUGAUGUUUGCGGUGUCGAGCACGGUGGUGGCGUGCGCGCACGUCGGCGACUGGGUGACGCGGGGCCACCCGGCCCCGCGGCGCUUCCUCGACGCCGUCGAAUUCCUCCACAACCGGCCCAAGUAUUAUGGGAGCGCAUACCACGAGUCUGGGGUGGAGCGGGACCUGUGCUUCAUCAAGCAGCUGCGGGAGGCCAAGGGUCCCAAGGUCGUCGGCGUGUUCGGUGCCGCACACAUGGUACGUCCCUACGUCGUGGAGCCCACGUGGCCAAAAGCCAGCACAACGCAACGCAACGCAACGCAAAUCUCACCCCGUCCUCCCGGCCUGUAG